GACACCCUGUCAGCCUUAUAUACAGGUUCCUCACAUGCUCCAUAGCUCACCGUUCUCAGACCUCAGCUCAGCUAUUCUCUCUAGCUACAUUCACACAUGGGCUUUAAAUUCUCUUCCUCUGACGCAUUUGCUACCAUUGAAUGCACCGAUGGUGCCUCUAAGAUAUUCAAGCCGACAACAUCCGUGCGGACCACACGCUACGAACGGACAAGCAGGGUCGACCCGUCCUUUGUAAACAUUCCCGCUGGCUUUGGUAGCUAUGCUAAUGAAGCAGAGCCUCGGUACCUGCCUCUUGCAUGGUCGGCGUUUACGCAUCCGGAGGGACAAGCAUACUUCGUGUGCCAUGCGGAAAUCACUGUAGUGACAGAGGCGUACCUUUAUUCGCCCGAGGUUCAGAACAAGGUUGCAUUCUGGAUUGACGAAUUCAACGCCCGUCUCCUCUCGGCUGGAAUUCGCCUUCCCGGCACCUCAGAACUCUUCCUGGAGCUGGACGAAUCGUCCGACUCGUGCGGGUACUAUCUCGUGGACUAUGCGAGCCGGGUAGAGUUUUGGAUCGAGGAGGUCGACAGCGAUGAUUUGGAUAUCCCGACCGCUGUCUCGCUGUCGCACAGGCGGCUGACUCUCCAGGAGCAUUUCUGGACGCAUGUGGAGCAUUUCCCGUCGCAUCAUGCUAAGGAGAUCUCUCUGGAGCGCGACGAGCUUGUGCAUGUCUUCUCGCAUGCGAGAGCAGAUCAAAUGACAUCUGCGAACUCGACAUUCCCAUAUAGUGCAAAGCAAUGUACCGAAUUUCUUGAACUCUUGAACAGUGCACCUUGUACUAUCACAAGUCCAUAUUCUACAGCAUUGAUCGCUCGUUUGUGGUCUGUGGUCUACAACCAUAGAUUCUCCAUUCACUAUGGCGAGGAGCAUGCUCGCCUAUCCCGAGACCAGUCUAUCCUCGAUAUACCCAAAGUCAGCAGAAGCAUACCAUUCCGCAUGGCGUCACGCCUGCUUUUCAAGAUACCCGAUGCUCACCUUCAAGUGCUUGAUUCGCUUUACGUCGACAACCUCGUCUACGUAGAGCAUUGGCGGGACGCCAUGACGGCAAUCCAUGAAGAGUGGCUCAUGUGCUCGUACUGGGGAUUUGGACUGAUGAUUGUUGAUAUGCUGUCUCUUCUCGUCCCGGGGUCCAACCGCAUGGUCGCCCUCGCGUCCAUGCUUCUGUGCAACAUUGCCCUCGUGUCUGCAAUCGUGCACCUUGCGAAGCACCAUCGGGCCACCAAGUGGCACGCGGCAGACGCAGCAGAGUACCUUGCAGACACACGCAGCGAGAGCUCCGGCUUCCAAUGGACCGCCCUGGCUUUCAGCCUACCCAAAGCAUCGCUCUUGUGGGCGCUCGGAAUCUUCUCAUGCCAGGGACUUCUGUGGCUUCUGGCAGCGACGAACAUCUAUGCGGUUAGCGCGGUGGUGGCGUUCAUGUGUCUGGUGGCUCUGUGUUCGCAGGCGAGUCGUGUUACGUGGCAGAUGCCGGGGUUCCGCGGUACCUCGAAGGUGGAGGACAGUGUGGUUUGAAUCCAGGAUUGUUCGCCAAAAGUCCUUGAAUAUAGAUGUAUCCAUGCCUUCGCCAUAGCUAUUGUAGCCAUAUUUGUGCAAGUGAGUUUUCCAUGUCGACUUC
Molecule: messenger RNA, 1654 nt
Organism: Postia placenta MAD-698-R-SB12
Lineage: Eukaryota; Fungi; Basidiomycota; Agaricomycetes; Polyporales; Adustoporiaceae
Exons: 10
Coding region: 97-1551 (484 amino acids)
Source: RefSeq, a predicted model, not a curated record